AUGAGCGUGCAGUUCAUACCAGAGAGAAUCACAGCACAGACGCUCACAGCCACUUCUGGACUUCACGAAUAUCAGGUACUGGAUGGACUCGAAAAAACAAUUAUUUCAUAUUUAAGAAGAUUUGGCACAAGUUGAAAAAACUGUGGGUGAAUAUGCGUGUCUCAACAGUACUGUUUGGCCUCGCCCACUUCACGAGUCUAUUGGCUGCUGCGGUGAUGAGUCAUGAGGGGGCGUGUCUGCAGGGCGGGAAACACAAGGCCACGCCCAGUCCAGAGCCCUAUCUGAAGGAGUGUUCCCUCUACAGUGAGAAUUCAUGUUGUUCAGAGCUUGAUAUCCAGGAUCUUUCUGGUUCUGUGUCUGGUGUGGAGAACUCUUUUUGGGAUAAGUGUGGUCUUCUGAGCCCUAUCUGCGAGUCUUUCCUGAAGCGAGUUGUUUGUUUUUAUCGCUGUUCGCCUGAUGCUGCUCGUUGGCCACACCCACAUCAUGACUCCUCCCUGAAGGCGGUACCUCUGUGCCACAGCUUCUGUAGAGACUGGUAUGAGGCCUGUAAAACAGACAUGACGUGUGCUCGAGACUGGACCACUGACCCACGAGGACAGAACUGCACCGGUAGCUGUGUGCCAUAUCAACAGAUGUAUCAGCACGGACGAGAUCUCUGUGAGAGUCUUUGGAGCGACGCUUUCAUGACCAUUGAAGAUGACCCCGGGGAGGAAGAUGGAGUCGAAGGUCAUAGCUGUGGCUGUCUGACCCUUAGCCCCUCAGAUCUGGAUGUAAUCGCAGCCCUGAGGGUUCAGGAGAAUGACCCAGAAGAACUGGACACCACUAAGAGCGGACUGCGGCAGUACCGAGCUCCCUGCCCCCCCACGCAGCCUCAGACACGCAGUGCAACAGCGCCACCACAGGCCCGGAGGAGCAAUGACAACACAGUGCUGCGGAAACGCUCUGUACUGGCCAGUGAUACGGAGGGCAGCGGGAGUGGCUUCUAGAAUCCUUCUGUUCUAGAUUGGUUCUAGGUCUGCUGAAUAUUCGAUAACAGAGAUUAUUUAAUGUUGUGAAUACUGCGUAGAAACUUCUGUAAAAUAAAAAAUUAGGCCAUGAUUGGACAGUUCCCUGAAUAACUCAAUCCCACAUUAUUUUUAUCUUUAUGUGCGUUAUCUUUGAGCAUACCAUUACAUAUAUCUAACUGUUAAAUUUAAAGAAAACUAGUGUUCUAAGGUUUGUACAGUUAUUCUACUGUCUGUGUGACAUAGUUGGCAAAGAAAUCCUAUUUAUGCUAGGGUGCUCUGGGUGGUUGUUAGGGUGUUUUGGGUGGUUGCUAGGGCAUUCUGUGUGGUUGCUAGGGUGUUCUGGGUGGUUGUUAGGGUGUUUUGGGUGGUUGUUAGGGUACUCUAGGUGGAUGUUAGGAUGUUUUGUGGGGUUACUAGGUGGCUGCUACUUUUAAAUAAACAAAAGAGUCCACCCCCAAGUCUCUGAAUUUCUGUCGUAGGGUUUGGGUUCCUCCUUUAAUGUAAAUCUAGGGGAAUUUUUCAAAGUUUUAUUAUCCACUAGAUUAAAAUUUUAAUUGUAAUCACCUAGUAAAGUAAUAGCACACUUCUCCACAUGAUUUGAGCUACCAUUCAUGUCUAUAGCAAAAAAACAAUGGAGGAAGAGUUAAACUCUGAAGUAUAAUACUUGUGUUUGGGGUUUUGUUAAAAUAGGUUACAGUAAUAGUGAUGCUUGACAAUGCCACCAUUGCAGAUCAACUUACACACUCUCUACUGUAUAUUACACACACACUCUGAUCUGUAAUUCAUGUCUGUGUGUUGUUAAUAUUUUGCGUAAGUGUCUUUAAAGGGUGUUUAAGUGAAAAUACAAUUAUGAUCCUGCUGUCAUGUAAUAUUUCUUGAGGUCUACUGUCUGCAGAAUAUGAGUACAACACUGUAAAACAGUAAAGCUGAGAAAUACUGUGAAAGAAUAGUGUAAAACAACAACAACAACAACAACAACUUUUUGACUCGCAGUGUCUUAACUGCCAGGUUAUCUGUCUGUAUGUAAAUGGAAACGUGUGAAUGUGAGGAAUCUGAUGUUUAAUGUUUUGUGGCUGCUAUAAGUAAAAAACAAUUUGUAAUCGGAA
Messenger RNA from Myxocyprinus asiaticus (Chinese sucker), 2113 nucleotides. RefSeq names its product riboflavin-binding protein-like. The transcript has 6 exons. The record is from RefSeq and is a predicted model, not a curated record. Gene Ontology annotation, cellular component: external side of plasma membrane. Gene Ontology annotation, molecular function: riboflavin transmembrane transporter activity; riboflavin binding; signaling receptor activity. Lineage: Eukaryota; Metazoa; Chordata; Actinopteri; Cypriniformes; Catostomidae. The coding region runs from base 153 to 986 and encodes 277 amino acids.